GGCAGUGGGAUUGUUAAGAGGGAGCAUACAGCCGUAUUGAACGCUUGUCCAUCAAAGGUGAUGCUUUUUUUCUUUUUUUGGUAAAUCCAUUAAAGGUGAUGCUACUGCAUGGCGUCCAUUGAUUUUAGCUUGGAGAGGAGAAAGCAGUUUACAUGUUAAAGAAAGUCUUGCAUGGCAUGAAACAAGCACCAAGGGCUUGGUACAGCAGAAUAGAUGGUUAUCUGCUGGAACAAGGAUUCAACAAGAUUGAAAAUAAACCCACACUUUAUGUGAAGGUUUCAAAUGGUGACACGCAGCUGUGUCAUUGUAUGUUGAUGAUCUGCUCAUAACAGGUGGUGAUAUGAUGAGGCUGCAGAAUUUCAAGACAAACAUUAUGGAAGAGUUUGAGAUGACUAAUCUGGGAAAAAGAAAUAUUUUCUUGGUAU
This is a messenger RNA of Rubroshorea leprosula, 425 nucleotides long. NCBI's taxonomy places the organism in Eukaryota, Viridiplantae, Streptophyta, Magnoliopsida, Malvales, Dipterocarpaceae. The record is from the annotation of a GenBank genome assembly.